Messenger RNA from Lymnaea stagnalis (great pond snail), 10823 nucleotides. The record is from the annotation of a GenBank genome assembly. Lineage: Eukaryota; Metazoa; Mollusca; Gastropoda; Lymnaeidae.
GACAUUAUAAGAACCCAGAGCCACUUCUUUAUCUCGGACAGUGCUCCUUCAAACCAACGGACAUGUUGAAAAGCAGCGACGCGACUUGGUGGCCCGUGCUGUGUCUGUGGCUUGCCCUGACCACGGCCGAGAUCCUCCUGAACCCUGGCUUCGAGAACGGCAUCACCAACUGGCACAGCGACGGCUUCACCCUGAGCACGGACACCACUCACGUGCACAGCGGAAACGCCGCCGUCAAAUGUUCCGGAAGGUUAGUUACAGUAUUAUGAUUGUAUUUCGUUGUUUUUUGGCCGAACCAUUCAUUAAAACAAAAUAUAUGUCCUAUAUAUUUUAUUAUUAUUACAUAUUAGGAACGAGUUUAAUUAUGAUCUAUUUCCUUUUUUUUUUUUAAAAUUGUUCAAAUCGUAUUUAAAUUUGCGUUAUUAUUAUUAUUACAUAUUAGGAACGAGUUUAAUUAUGAUCUAUUUCCUUUUUUUUUUUUUAAAAUUGUUCAAAUCGUAUUUAAAUUUGCGUUAUUUUAAUUGGCGUAGCUAGGUGAGGGGGGAGGGAGGUCCAAAAUCGAAAGUUCCCCCGGGCCCCAAAGGCGUGUCCGAAUUUUUUUUUUUACAUUAAAUAAUGUCGAAUGUCAAAAUGCAGGGCCCCUAAAGAGGCCAAGCCUCCCCGGGGCCCCCAACUCCCUAACUACGCCACUGGUUAUUUUAUUAUAAUAGUUAUGAGGUUGGGGGCGGAUUUGGAGCGUAUUUGGAUCAACAAUUAUUUUAUGUUUAUGGAGAGCUUUAUGUGUGUUUUUUUUUUUUUAAAGAACCGGCCAUAAUCAAGGACCAGCCCAGAUAGUGCAUCUCAAACCUGGAGGCAAAUACACCAUCAGCGCUUUCAUCAAGCUGGCCAAUGGGGUCAACGCGCACCAGGAACCUGUUGUCACAGUCGACCUGAAACCAAAAAAUGGUGGUCAGUAUCAUACUUUAAAAAAAAAAAAAAUAAUAAUUAAUUGACAAAUAAUUUUUUUAUUUAUUUUCCUUCAAACGCAAACAGAGAAGGUGUGCCUUUUGUUACAACCAUUCUGGCCACAGAUCCACCACAGUCCACACCCACGGGGUGCUUUAAAUGUUUUUCACUUAUUCUUUAAGUGAAAUGUUAACACUCUUUGUUUUGAUGGUCCGCAAUUACUUUUUGUUUCGUAAACCAUGCAGGGCCUGACGAGUACAUCCGGGUCUCCAAACACUCCUACAUGACGGCAGCCGACGACUGGGUUCAGAUCGGCGGAAACUUCAAAGUACCAAACAAAGGUGAGUGGGCCACAACAAACAAAGGUGAGUAGCCAAACAGUAUAUCACUGUUUGAGUUUAAGAACCUCGAGUGCUGUUUCUGUGACGUCAGACCAUCGGAAAAUUUUUUACUAAUUCUCGAAGUCCAACAGAUGAACUGGUUUUGAUAUUAAAUUAAUUAAUUAAGAAAUUUCGGACAUUUAUAUUCUUUGAAUUGUUUGUGUCAUUUGUAAAAAACAAAUUAUCUCACUUCACUCACCCCUCAAAAAAAAAAAGAAUAAAAGAUCAGAAAAAAGGAAAGAAAACUAUCAACAAGAAAACUAGAAAAAACAAAACCUUCCAUUCUCACAACGUUAUUUGAUCUCUUCAAGUAAAAUAAAGAAAUUGAAGAGGAACAAAAAUCCCACUAAUGAUUUAUAUAUGCAGCGUGUCAGAAUUUCUCUCCCAAAGUUUCAACAUGCUAUGAGUUCUUCUCCUUGGACCUACCGGUCUAUAAUAACUCGCCAUUUCAGCAAUAAAUUAAAAAGCAACAAAAAACUUGAAAGAACUAUAGUGUUAUACAGAUAUAAGAACUAUAAUGUUAUACAGAUAUAAGAACUAUAAUGUUAUACAGAUAUAAGAACUAUAAUGUUAUACAGAUAUAAGAACUAUAAUGUUAUACAUAUAUAAGAACUAUAAUGUUAUACAGAUAUAAGAACUAUAAUGUUAUACAGAUAUAAGAACUAUAAUGUUAUACAUAUAUAAGAACUAUAAUGUUAUACAGAUAUAAGAACUAUAAUGUUAUACAUAUAUAAGAACUAUAAUGUUAUACAGAUAUAAGAACUAUAAUGUUAUACAGAUAUAAGAACUAUAAUGUUAUACAGAUAUAAGAACUAUAAUGUUAUACAGAUAUAAGAUAUCAAUUAUUCAUUGCUGCAACGUCGGCCUUAGGUAAACUUUCGCCCUGUGCGAAGCAACCGUUCGACGCCCCCCCCCCCUUUCACUGUCCCUGAGUGGCUCCGCGCUUUUUUCCGAUGACGACGUAGGCUGUGGAGCACGUGUUAUGAUGCUAAUACAUGUAGCUGACCAUACGCAUUAUAACGUGCGCAUGAAUUUAGACCCGAGGCUCACACUUCACUAUAAUAAACUAAGUUAAAUUUAAGUAUUUACCGGCACAGGUCGCACACCCUAAAGGCCGGCGUUGAUUGCUGUGAUAAUCCUCUUGGCAAUUUUCCUUUCCCCAAUGAUUAGAGUACACCCAGGCACGAGUGUACGUCGAGGGCCCUCUCGCGAGCGUUGACUUCUACGUGGAUGACAUGUCACUGAAUGAACUGGUGGAGAGCGCCAACUGGAAGGCGGACGCCAACGCCAGGAUUGAAGCCAACAGGAAGAGCAACAUCCACUUCAAGUGAGUUGACUAUCAGCACGAGCAUACACUUUGUAAAACCGUGAAAUUACCAUUAAUAAAAACAAAAGGUUUUAUUUACUUUGUUCCCACUCACUGCUGAGCGAAAGAGACUCUCAUGACUCCACAGUGAGGGAGAAAUAACUUAACUCCGGGGUGUAUCCAGAGUUUUUGACACCCGGGGCGUUCCUUGAUUUUGCUGCCCCUAAAAAGAAAAAACCAAAGCCACAAACCAAAUAGAAAGCAUAGAGGUAAUAUAAAGUGUAUGAAGUAUAGCAAAAAAAACCCGCUCUAAAAAAAAAAACCCCCCCCCCCAAAAUAACUUAACCCCGGGGUGUAUCCAGAGUUUUUGACACCCGGGGCGUCCUUGAUUUUGCUGCCCCUAAAAAGAAAAAACCAAAGCCACAAACCAAAUAGAAAGCAUAGAGGUAAUAUAAAGUGUAUGAAGUAUAGCAAAAAAAACCCGCUCUAAAAAAAAAAGCCCCCCCCCCCUCCCAACUCCCUCUUUUCCCACACCUAUGAUUAAAACUUUUAAAGUCCCAAUGGCAUCAAUGAACUUAGCAAAUUUCAUUAUUUUCAUACGGUUUGUGUAACUUUUGUCUCAAAAAAACAAAACAAGAAACAACAACACCACAACAAACACAAACAAACUAACUUCAAAUAUUUAUUUUAAAAUAAAACCCAUUUAAAAACAAAACCAAUAAUGUUUUUAAUGACAUUACUUAUGACAAAAUAGUUUAUGGAGGGGUUCAUUUCUGCUACUUAAAGUCUGAAUGCGUCGUGUUCAGUGAACCGAUCCGCCUAAGAAUCUCAUCUAAGCGGCGCGAUCCCAACCACAACAACUACUCUGUUACAUUUCACAGCUUUCAUCUUGACUCCCACUACAACGCGGCUGACGUCAAAGUGCGGGUAAGUGGAGACAACUCUCUUUAACAGUGAUUUUCUUCUGUUUUUUAUUUUAAAAAAAUCAGUUUCAAAGAACAUUUAGAUAUACUUGUAAUUGUGUUGUUUUUUUUUAUUACUAUUGACACUAAAUAUCAUAACCUGUAAUCAACACAUCUCUCCUUGAAGCUCAUUUUAAUGAUAUGUUUAUAUAGGCAGAAAUGGUCACAUAAUCACAUUUUAAAACUAAAGAUUUUAUAUUUCUUAGUCCGAAAGAUGCGUCAUAUUUCCAUUAUGACAUUAAUGAUUAAUUCUAUUUCUUGUUGUUUCUUCAUUUGUCCUGUCUGUUGAGGAAGACUCUUAGCCAAUAAUAUUCUUUUUUUUUUUUGGUUAGGUGUUGUCCUGUCGCUAUAUUUCAAGCUUCCACAUAUAUUUUUCCAUUUCCUUCAAACGGCUGGAACGGAGUCCUUCAUUCUCUAUCCAUAUUUUUACAAGUCAUUCCUUUACAGCGUUUUCAAGUCAGAUAACCAUUUUCCCCCCAAAUUCCCAUCGAAAUGACACACUCCAAUGAAGUGACGCACUGCAACGAAAUGACCCACUCCAACAAAAUGACCCAGUAACGAAAUGACCCUCUGCAACGAAAUGACACAAUCAAACGAAAUGACCCACUCCAUUGAAAUGACCCAGUCCAACGAAAUGACCCACUCCAAAGGAAUGACCCACCUAAACGAAAUGACCCACUCCAGCGAAAUGACCCACUCCAGCGAAAUGACCCACUCCAGCGAAAUAACCCACUCCAGCGAAAUGACCCACUCCAGCGAAAUGACCCACUUAAACGAAAUGACCCACUGCAAUGAAAUGACUCACUCCAACGAAAUGACCCACCUAAACAAAAUGACCCACGCUAAUGAAAUGACCCAGCGAAACGAAAUGACUCACUCUUAAUUAUCCAACUCCCUUCCUGUCUAAUUUUUUUCAUUUGGAGAAUACCGGUGUAUUGCGUUCUUUGCUUUUAGAUAGUUACAAAUAGUUCUAGAUACUUUUAGAUAUGCUCUGCAUUGAUUGGGCGUAUGCCUUAACCGGCAUAAUGGAAUAUGCUAAACCCAAAAUCUCCCCUAAUGAUCUUUGCUCUGGUCUUUGUUAGGACUUCUAAGACCCACGUAUGGUCACGUCUGCUGACUCCCUAAUGAUCCUAUUUUAGUCGCUGUAUAAUUAUAUGAACAGUUAUCGCAAAAUCAACCAUUGAAAGGCGCACUGCGGGAAACGCCUAAUGAUUUUCCCGUACGCUGUCCCAACCAGAUAGAGCACACCAAGCAUCUCUUCGGCUUCGGGACCCUGAUCCGUCCCGACUACAUGGUGGGCAGCAGCCAUCAGAGGUACAGGGAUAUCGUCGCUUACAUGUUCAACUGGGCGGUGGUGCAGGACUACAAGUGGACAUUCGACAAGGGACAACCAGUAAGUCUGGGGGGGGGGGGGAAAUAGUUCAGUUCAUCCCCAGGAGCUGAAACUCGAUGACAUCAUUCUUGGGGACUUACAUGUUCAACUGGCGGUGGUGCAGGACUACAAGUGGACAUUCGACAAGGGACAACCAGUAAGUCUGGGGGGGGGGGGGUAAUAGUUCAGUUCAUCCCCAGUAGCUGUAACUCGAUGACAUCAUUCUUGGGGUGAUUGGUCAGUUCAUCGAUCUCCCAGUAGCUGUAACUCAAUGAUACCAUAGUUGCAUUUACAUAAUAAACACUGACAGAUUUUAACAUAAAACUACAAUAGACCUACAUGUAUCGUUAUCCUAUUUUUAAAGCCGUACAUUUUCCCGAUACUUUAUUCAGUGUUGUGUCCUGACUUAAAUCUUACUUUUAUAGAUAAAUUUGAAAGAAUUUGCUUAAUAUUUGCCAAGCUAUUAAAGACACCCGAAUACCUACUUCGCUUGUUUUCUUUACAGAUCGCUUACAUAUACCCUAAUACGUGUUUUUGAUACUUUGCCUCACUUAAUUCCAAGGGUCACCCCGACUUUUCUCAAGCCUUGACUGCCACUGACGAACUUAAGAAACUGGGGUACGUAAAUUUUGGAUCUACUGUACUUAGUAAAUAGUAUGGUGAUUUGCAUGGUGAGGGAAAUUGGGUGGGGGUGGGAGGAGGGCUUUGGUCAAAACAGUUUCAAGACUUGAAAGUCUUAUUGUUCUGUGGUUCAGGUUGAGUUCGUGUUAUCUAUUUUAAAUUAACUUAAUUUUAAAAUUUAUUUUGAUUGACGAAACUCAUUGUUCAAUUAAUUAAUCAUUUUUUAAUCAUUCAUUUAAAAAAUCAAAAAAAAAUCAUCAUUUUUACAAAUUGUUGAAUCAAUAUUUAUUGUUUAAUAAUUUCUUACAAAAUAUGUAUUUGUCCAUUCAUUGUUUCGUUAUAACUAAAUUUUUAAAUACAUUUCUUGUUUUAAAAAAAUAAAUAUUAUUUUAGUUUGAAUGUACGAGGCCACUGCAUGUUUUGGGCUGAGCCAGGUAAAACACCGACCUGGGUUCAAGGGUUAUCAGGCCAAGCCCUCAAGGACGCCGUCGACAACCGCAUCAAAUACAUGACGGGCAUCACCAAGGGCAAGUAAGUCCGUUUUGAAACGUUAUUGAAGAUGGAAACGGCUUUUUUGCAAAAUAUUUAAUAUUAACUUUUUUUUUUUUUUUUUUUUUUUUUACAGCAUAAGACUUUCCCUAUCUUCUUGCUAUGAGAAAUCUUGGGAGGGGGGGUGGGUCAAUUUUUAUAUUUUACGCCAAGGGUGGUGAUUCAUUACGAAAAAAAAACCCAACCUAAAACACACAAAAUUUAUAAAAACACAGAAUAAUACAAAAACUGACACAAAAUAAAACCCUCGGCCUUGACCUCCUUACUAAGAGCUGCCAUCAUGCUGGGCUGAAGAGCCAAAAUAAGUAUUCCGAUUGAAAAAUUGCCCCUCAGCUAGAGAAAAUGUAGGGAAGUUUAUCCUAAGUUUUAUCCAAACUAAAAAAGGUUUCUGCCUGUAAGGAUUUAAUUAUUUCAGGCGAGAGUGAGCUGCAGAAAACAAAUCUAGCAUAAAUAUUUACAUAAAACUCCCCUCGAAUACCUCCCCAGGCUCGCCCACUGGGAUAUCUACAACGAAGAUCUCCACGCCCAUUUCUACGAGUCGAAACUGAACGACGACUCGUACAUCCAACAUCUGUACAGGGCCGUGCACGCGGCUGAUCCAGCACCGAAGCUGUUCCUCAACGACUACAACGUUGUGGCCCAGGGAAUCUCAACACGGGUAGGUUUUAAAAAAAAAUUAAAAAGAAAGAAAACAAAAAAAAAAAAAAAAAAAAAAAAAAAAAAACACCCCCCCCCCCCCCCCCAAAAAAAAAAAAAAAAAAAAAAAAAAACAACAAACAAACAAACAAUACAAAACAAAAACCAACAAAGUUUUUCCUAUAUAUCCUUUAUAAAAUGUAAUAUUGAGCAGUGGGUGCGGGAGGGGUGUUGAAAAUUUGAAAAAAAAAACGCAAACAAUCAAAGCACUUUUUAAGAAUCACAGUUAGUGCUCACCCCCUCCCAACACUCGCAACUGCACAUUUUUUUUCCACGCCCCUGAACUAUAAAAUAAAUAUUCUUAUGUCCCACCAUCUUUUACACCGAAGAUUUAUUUCACCAAAUAUUUCAGAAAAACAAAAGACAAUGUUACGCACCAAACGCACUUGCGAUAUUGUCUUUUAAAAAAGAAUCUUAUUUAGCGCAGUUAUCGGGAAUUUUAUUUCUUGAAAUUAGUGUCAUCCGUCCUUCAUCGUCCCCAUGAAAAAUAAGAAAAAUAGCUGAUUUUUGGGAGUUGGGGCUGACAGUUUAAUAGAAUGUGUUGUCAUUUGCAACGAGUCUAUGUGCCAAGUUUCAGCUCGAAGGUUUGUCGGGAAGUAAGUCAAUUAGCCGUCCGAAGAUUUUUCCAUCCAGCCAUGAACAAAAUUUAAAGGAUUUUUUUUUAAAGCCCUAUAGUUAUGUUACAGAAAAAAGUAAAAUUUAUAAGGCUAAAAGUUAAAAUAACCCGGAGUAACAUAUUUUGCUGCACAAAUAUUUGUUACGCGUUAUCUACACGUCGCCAACACCGUGUGUGAUGUAACCGUCAACACCAUUAACGACAACCGCAGUUCUAAGACUUGAACUCAUUUUACGAGCGUCUUCCUCUCUUGCAGGCCUACUUGUACCAGAUCAACCGACUGAAGGCGGCCAAUGUUGGACUGGCUGGUGUCGGCAUACAGAGUCACUAUACUGACUACACAGAACCCGAUCUCACUCUCGUCAAGGUAGGGGAAGAGGCCUCUUAUGUAAAACGGUUAUGGCCGGUGGCGUAGCUAGAAUUGGAGCCGCCCUGGAUGGGCCAAUCUUAUUGCCCCCCCCAAAAAAAAAAAAACAACAACAACAAAACAUUCUACGAAAAUUCUGCAGUUUUUCGAUAAUGUCGCCCCUCAACAUAAAGAAAAAAAAUACCCCCUGGGCGGAAAAGCCCCCUACCCACCCCUUUAUACUCAUUCCUGGACACUAUUAAUUAUGAAUGCAAGAAAUUCAAUUUUAAAAUCUUCAACGAUAUAAAUAAUACCAAAAAAUAUUCUAAGGUUAUAGAUGUUAAGCAUGGAUCCUUUUAAUGUAUCCACUUAUCCACUGACGUCUUCACAGAACCGGCUCGACAUCCUCGGCAGUUCAGGAUUGCCCAUGUGGAUCACCGAACUGGAUCUCUCUGCUCAUGACGAGACAACCCGGGCUACGUGGUAUGUAUAAAUAAAAAUGACUAUUUGAAUUUUCUCGUUCCUGAAGUCUCUGUUUGAGACCAACUAUUCCAGCUUUGUUUUUCUGUUAAUCAUCUUGAAAGAACAAAUAUUGGUUCUCUGAAGCUCGAAGAACAGCGAGGCACGUUAUAGUUACUCCAUGUUCAUUGGACAUCUCUUAAAAAUAAUAAAUAUUUUACGUCCGGUGUGUCCUGCUCCCCUUUUCACAACCGGCCGCCCUCCCCCCCCUAUUCAACAUAUUUUAUAUUAAUAGUAUAUCAGUAACUUUCGCAUUUGCUGGUCCAACAAUUUGGAACGCCCUUCCACUCGAUCUCAGAAACAUCCAGACACUGGAGUCCUUUAAAACCGAUUUAAAGACACAUUUAUUUCGCAAACACCUUCUGGGAUGAUUGUCUACCAUAUUUUCCAGUUAAUGCAUAAUGGCUGUGUUGCUCACGGUUGAAAUGGGUUGAAAGACUUUGACAUUGUAUGCUUGUAAUUAGUUUUUGUAGUGUUGCGUUUGUUUUAAAUGUGGUAAAUUAUAGAUUUGUUUUUUGUUGACUUUGUACCGCGCUUCGAGCCUUUGAGGAUGAAGCGUGUUUUUGAAAUGAACUUUAUUAUUAUUAUUAUUAUUAUUAUNUCCAUAAAGAACCACGAAUAUGGUGUAGGACGGUAUGUAGGACUAUUUUUGAUAUGCCAGCAGAUAGGGCGUAGGAUUGUCUGUAGGACUACUUUUUAAAAGCCAGCAGGUAGGGUGUAGUACUUUCUGUAGGCCCAUUGUUUAUAGAAAAUUAUAAUUACGUUCUUUUUUUUUUCUUUUUUUUUUUGUAGUACCACUUGGACCCACCGAGUAUGUUUCUCAAAAUACCUGGACCUGCAGUAAAAAAAAAACUGCACCCGGUUACGCCGUGGUAUAUGGAUACUUGUGUUUGGAAGAGUAACGGCAUUGCCGGGAACGUCCCCUGAAAAUGUUUUAAUGUCGUAAAUAACGCUUCAACAGAUGUAUGCACAGCCACGUUUUCUGUCUUUCAAUCUGCUCUGGAGUUGCCCUGUUCGCGACCUUAACGCUUUGACUUGCACUAAGACACGUUAUGUCUCUCUCGUCAUGCCAGGUACGAAAACGUCCUCAGGCUGUACUUCAGCCACAGGAACGUCGAGGGCGUCCUGCUCUGGGGGUUCUGGGAUGAUUACAUGCCGCACGACAAGGCUCUGGUCCACGGGGGAGGCUUCACGGUAAGCUUUGCUGAAAGGGGAGAGAGAGGGGGAGAGAGAGAGAGGGAGAGAGGCAAGCUGCCUCAACAAGUUUUUUUUUUUCAGACUGUACUCACCAUUUUGUUUGUUAUUUCGCUGCCUGGUUUUAGAGUAACGAUAUUAAAAAAAUUAAAUUGAGAAAAAAAAAACCACCAUAUUCAAUAUCCUCAUUGAUCAAGUAAGAGAUUCAAACGUCCCAAGCCAAAAUGAGUUGAAAUUAUAAAGAUGAUAUCAUUCUUUGUUCCGAUUUCGUCGACAGCUGGACAAGGCCGGCGAGCGAUACCUCCAACUGACCAAACAGGAGUGGAGCACCCACGUGAACAGGUCGCUGUCCGCGGGGACUUCGUUCACCGUCAGGGGCUUCCAGGGCAACUACGACGUCAUUGUGCUGCACCACGACAAGCCCGUCAAGAAACAAUCGUUUUUCGUGGGCAAGGCGGACACGACUGUUGACGUCACACUGUCAGGAGUACCUCGUAAGUGUCUAAAAAAAAAUUACAUCUAAAGUGGAUCCGGCAUUAGAACAUAACAGUUGUGUAUUUGAUCAAAAAUAAGAAGAAAUAACAUGUUAAUUCAAGCUCUAGACCUGUCUGUGAGGUUUAGCGGAAAUAUUAAGUGAGGACAGUGCUGGCAAAGACACUAUUAGAAUUCUUUUUAGUUCCUUUUGGGGGGUAAAUGAAAUUACUUAACAAUUCCUAGUAAAGUUAAAGUUGUAACAGUCAUCUUGUUAAAGUCGUCUCGUCCAAGUCAUCUUGUUGAAAUCUUCAUGUUGCAGUCAUCUUGUUUAAGUCGUUUCGUUAAAGUCGUCGCGAUAAAGUCAUCUUGUUAAAGUCACCUCAUUAAAGUCGAAUUGUUUAAGUCAUCUUGAUUAAGUUAUCUGGUUAAAGUCAUCUUAUUAACGUCAUCAUGUUAAAGUCAUCUCGUUAAAGUCAUCCCGUUAAAGUCACCUUGCUAAAGUCAUAAUUUUUACGUCAUGUCGCCGACGUCAGGUUAUUGAAGUAACACUGUUGGCUGUAACUUAUAAAGUCGUCCUGUGACUGAAUCACUCUCCUGUUGUUAUGAGUUGUCUUGUUUGCGACUUCGAAUGAAAGACAUCUUGUUAAAAAAAACCCCAACAACAUCGGAUUGCCUCAGCGCUAAUCCCUUGCUGCAUAUCCUCACAGAGCAAAUUCAAGUUCCCGCCAAGACAAACCCGUUCCACAAGAGAUCCGAGGAGAUGGAAGCAGAUUGGAACUGAAAUUAACGGGAUUGUUCCGGCAUAUAAUGUCUCGAACGCACUGCUCAUUAAACACUUGCACA